UGCCGGACUCUGCAAACAGUCAAUUUUUCGCUAUAAAAGCCCUGACCAUCGACGUUGAUUUAGUUAGAACACUUUCAACCGUGUAAACAAUCUAUCAACCAAAAUGAAAUUCUUCAUUGUCUUCUUCGCUCUGAUCGCUGUGGUCUUCGCUGGCUACGGACAGGGUGGACACGGCCAGCAAGGAUUCGGACAGGGUGGACACGGUCAGCAAGGAUUCGGACAGGGUGGACACGGUCAGCAAGGAUUCGGACAGGGUGGACAUGGCCAGCAAGGAUUCGGACAGGGUGGUCACGGCCAGCAAGGAUUCGGACAAGGUGGACACGGCCAGCAAGGAUUUGGUCAGCAAGGACAUGGCCAGCAAGGAUUCGGACAAGGAGGACACGGAGGACACGGUCAGCAAGGACACGGCGGACGUUACUAAAAGAGCAGCGUAAUAAAAUAAACUAAAACUCUAAAAAAA
Messenger RNA from Drosophila takahashii, 460 nucleotides. Its product is annotated as antifungal protein. NCBI's taxonomy places the organism in Eukaryota, Metazoa, Arthropoda, Insecta, Diptera, Drosophilidae. The record is from RefSeq and is a predicted model, not a curated record.